AUGUUAAAGAAUGCAACAAGAAGCAUUGAUGUUUAUACAAGUGAAACAUUCAUAUUAAGUGAUGAUGGUGGAUGGUGUUGGUUUGAAUAUCCAGGAGCACUUCAAUAUGGUUCUCUCCUUUUCGUAGGAUCAGUUGCAUCAGGUGGUCAUGAUAAAAAACGUCAUGGUAAUAUUGAACUUCAUAUUCAUGAUUGUUCGACUCAUGUUACAGAUCAUGUGAUAUUACAUGAACAAUUUGAAUUAGAUGAUCAUGAUGGACCUGCUUUACUUAUAAGACCUGAUGAUCGACUAUUUAUUUUCUAUGCAAAACAUGGCACAGAACCAUAUAAUUACUCACAUAUGUCUCUUAUUAAUGAAAAUACUUAUUGUCAAUUUAGUCCAGUUCAACUUUAUGCACCAUCACCAACUACCGAACUUACAUAUGCAAAUCUAUUUCUACUUUCAAAUGAAUCGAAUCGUAUUUAUAAUUUUUUUCGAGGUCUUGAUGGUUCCUACAAACCAUUAUAUAUUUACUCGGAUGAUCUUGGAACAACUUGGCAUAAUGGUAAUAUUUAUAUAAACGUUCUAUGA
Rotaria sp. Silwood2 is the source of this 570-nucleotide messenger RNA. Lineage: Eukaryota; Metazoa; Rotifera; Eurotatoria; Philodinida; Philodinidae. The record is from the annotation of a GenBank genome assembly.